Molecule: messenger RNA, 1622 nt
Organism: Paramecium octaurelia
Lineage: Eukaryota; Ciliophora; Oligohymenophorea; Peniculida; Parameciidae
Source: the annotation of a GenBank genome assembly
AUGAUUAAAUUACUUUAAAAGUUAGAUCAAUUUGGAGUGGCAUUCUAACCCAGCAUCAAAUAUUCAACUUCUCAGUAUAAGACAUGUUGGGGAGGAAUAAUGUCCAUUUUACUAUACGGGUUGAGUUUGGCUUACUUAAUUUAUAUUAUAAUCUAAUGGAGGACAGGACAAAUGCUACCAAAAAUAACUACUUCCUCAAAAUUGGAGAACAAUGAGCAAUUUGAACUUGAUGAAAAAUUUGUAGAGGUUCAACUGAGAAAAUUUGGUUAUUCUAAGAUUGAUCCCUUUAAUCCUGAUGCCCUUAUUCUUCAACCUCUUUUCUAUGUUUUUAAGAAUGGUAUUCCCUUGAGUUAACCGAUUGUUCCAUUAUAUGAAAUUACUACCAAAGAAGAUAAAUUUCAUAUCAUAAGUUUUUCCAAUUUAUCUUUAUCAAUAAGCGAAAUAAGAAAUGAAACAUAUCCAGAGUAUGAAGUUAUGCUUACUUUUGGAACAUGUCUUGAAAGCUAUUUAUAGGAGGGCUAAAAUUGUGCAAAUGAAACAGUUAUCGAAGAAUUUAAAAAAUAAUCAACCAAUGCUCUUAUUGUAAAGUACUUUGCCAAAGAAUUUAAUACUUAAACAGAGGCUCUAGAAACUAUUGGGAGGGAAUAAAUCAUUCCUUUUCAAGCUAGUAAAGUGUAUCAGACACAGACCUAUAUUUAAAUUACGAAGACCUCUGUGGAUGUGGGAUUUUUAUUUGAAUCCACAAUUGAUUAUAAUUAUAUCAAUGAAUAUCGUGUGGUUGGUGCCACUCUGGAAUUAGAAUAUUACAAUCGAUUGUUUGGAUAUGAUGUUUAUAUGGCAUUCUUAUAUAAGAUAGACAAUGUUUAAAUCGAAGUUUCAGUUGCCUAUACAAAAAUCAGUGAAGUACUUGCAGAGGCAGGAUCAAUUGCAUCCACUCUACUGAUACUAUCUUAUGUGGUCAUUUUUUUGAACCAAACCUAAUUGGAAUUUGAAGCAAUCAAUAAUGUUAUUUAGAUAUACUACCCUCAGUUCAAAAAUGUAAAAAUUACAAAGAAUAUUUUUGGAUAGAUCAAAAAAGUGGAAAAGAAUGGAAAGUAGUUGGAUUUGUAAGCCUUUAAAAAUCAAUAUCAAAAAUUGUGCCAUAUUAGUGAAAUCAAAUUGACCAUAUCAAACUAAAUCUAUGAAAUAUCUAGAUUAUAGUUCUUGAUUUAGAAUCUCUUGCCUUCCAUAAUAAUUCAACAAAUUCACCAUUAGGGAAUACCAUUCUAAUUCCAAUACACUGACAGUAAUAAAGAGGAGUAGUUGAAUAUUAAUAAAUUGGAUUGUAGUCUCAACUAAGAUUACUAAUUCAAAUUAAAUUCUAUUGUAUUUAUUGAGUUUAUAAAUAGCUACCAAAUAAUGCUAGUCCUCAUAUCAUUAAAAGCAAUGAAGUUCAAACUAUCUCUCAAAACGAUUCCAAAUUGAUUCAGAAUACAUAAAAGUUACAAGAAAACAAUAAUCCUAUCACACAAAUACAAUAAUUUAAGGACUCAGACUUCGAACUAUUGAUUCACCCAGAAGUUGAGUCUGAUUGCAACACGUAUUUGAAUCACCGUGAUACAAAGAUUCUAUCCGAUUAGUGA